AUGAACAUUAAUAACUAAUUACUUAAGAUAGUGCAAGAUGUAAAUAAUUUAUAAUGUAACUUUACAGAUUUAAGUGGUUAUUAAGAGUGACUUUGAAUUCAAGCCUAAUUUAGAUGAUAUUAUAAAGAUUCUUAAGUAACAGGUGGCAAUUUUGAUUGAAUUAGUACAACAAUAAAAAGGAGUAGAUUAUGAUUAAUUGGAAAAAGCAGUAUAAAAGGCAGAAGCUGAAAUUCGUAAUCAUGUGAGAGUAAUAUAUUAAGUAAUUUACUAGUUAGAAUAAUAAAUGAAGUUAUAUUCUGAUAGUUUGUAAGAGAAAAUAGAUUAAUUGGAGAAGGAGAAGUUAGAAUUGAUAGAAAAGGUAUUAAUUAUGAUUAUAAUUUUAAGAACAAAGGUUUGUUAACAGGUUAAGAAAGAAAGAUAUCUUCUCAAAACUAAACUAGAGAAUCUAGUCCUAGCUUGUUUAAAAAAUCAUACAUUUUAGGGAAUCAAGUGUAUAACAGAUAAUAAGGUAAUCAAUAAGAAGGUUGCGUUUCUGUGAUUUAGUAGAAUUGUGAUAGUCAAUUAACUAGAGAGAGACGAAGUUCUGGGACUUAACACUCAUAUAUAAUGAUGAAAAACAUGUAAAGAACAUAAUUUAUAGAGUAGUCGUGAGAAAGUGAAUAUGAAUGCUUCAUAGGAGAAAGUUAGUGAUAAGAGUUCUACUAUUCUGAAAUCAUAAAAUAGUACUUCUUUAUUAAAGAUGUACAACAUCCAAAAACUCAUCAUAAAAAAUUAGUAGGAUAAACAAUUACAAUAACUAAAGAAGUAAUGUUUGUGUUUUUAUUAUACUUAGCAAAACUAUAAAUUAGAUUUUAGAUGACUCUCAAGCUACUAAAAAGAAACCUUGA
Paramecium pentaurelia is the source of this 887-nucleotide messenger RNA. Lineage: Eukaryota; Ciliophora; Oligohymenophorea; Peniculida; Parameciidae. The record is from the annotation of a GenBank genome assembly.